GUCCAUUGACGGGGUCUUGUCCAGUUAGACAAAAAAGAACUUGAGCAGCGGGUGUAUGUGCUGUACUUUAGAUAUUUGGACCUCCUUCUUCAUUUUCUCCCAAGAAGCAGACGAUCAAAACAGUCUAGUGGGGUCGAGGAGGAAGCAAAGAUACAAACAUGAUCACAUCUGCCGCCGGUAUAAUUUCCCUCCUGGACGAGGAGGAGCCCCAGUUGAAGGAGUUUGCGCUGCAUAAGCUGAACUCCAUUGUCAACGACUUCUGGGCUGAGAUUUCAGGAUCUGUGGACAAGAUUGAAGUCUUGUACGAGGAUGAGACGUUUAGGAGCAGAGAAUUUGCCGCUCUGGUGGCCUCAAAGGUAUUCUAUCACCUGGGGGCUUUCGAGGAAUCCCUCAACUACGCUUUGGGAGCGGGUGACCUCUUCAACGUCACAGACGACUCAGAGUACGUGGAGACCAUUAUUGCCAAAUGCAUCGACCACUACACCAAGCUGCGGGUGGAGAACGCCGAGCUGCCAGAGGAAGAGGAGAAAAAGAGUAUCGACCCACGCCUCGAGGGCAUCGUCAACAAGAUGUUCCUGCGUUGCCUCGGCGACCACAAGUACAAGCAGGCCAUUGGCAUCGCCCUGGAGACCCGGCGCUUGGACAUCUUUGAAAAGACCAUCUUGGAAUCGAACGACGUGAGCGGCCUGCUGGCCUACAGCUUGAAGGUGUGCAUGUCUCUGAUGCAGAACAAGAGCUUCCGCAACGAGGUGCUCCGCGUUCUGGUCAAGCUCUACAUGAACCUGGAAAAGCCAGACUUCAUUAACGUUUGUCAGUGCCUGAUCUUCCUGGACGACCCCCAGGCCGUCAGCGACAUCCUGGAGAAGCUGGUGAAGGAGGACAACCUGCUGAUGGCCUACCAGAUCUGCUUCGACCUGUACGAGAGCGCCAGUCAGCAGUUCCUCUCCUCGGUCAUCCAGAACCUGCGCACCGUGGGAACGCCCAUCCCCUCCGUGCCCGGCUCCACCAACACAGGCACUGUGCCCACCGCCGACAAAGACGGUGAGGCAAUGGAGACGGAAGAGAAGGCCGGGAGCUCUCCUGCUGGGAAGCCUGCAGAAGUGGAGGAGCCUAAAGACCAGAACGCCAAGAUGAUCAAGAUCCUAAGCGGGGAGAUGGCCAUCGAGCUUCACCUGCAGUUCCUCAUCCGCAACAACAACACAGACUUGAUGAUCCUCAAAAACACAAAGGAUGCAGUGCGGAAUUCGGUGUGCCACACGGCUACGGUCAUAGCCAACUCCUUCAUGCACACAGGAACCACAAGUGACCAGUUUCUCCGAGAGAACUUGGAGUGGCUAGCAAGAGCGACCAACUGGGCGAAGUUCACAGCCACCGCCAGCCUGGGAGUCAUCCACAAGGGACACGAGAAAGAGGCGCUCCAGUUGAUGGCGACCUACCUGCCUAAAGACACCUCUCCUGGCUCUGCGUACCAGGAGGGAGGAGGCCUGUACGCUCUGGGUCUGAUCCACGCCAACCACGGCGGGGAUAUCAUCGACUACCUGUUGAGCCAGCUGAAGAACGCCAGCAACGACAUUGUGCGUCACGGGGGUGCUCUGGGCCUGGGCCUGGCGGCCCUCGGCACAGCCAGACAGGAUGUUUAUGAUCUGCUCAAGUCCAACCUGUACCAGGACGACGCCGUCACUGGUGAGGCUGCAGGCCUCGCGCUGGGCCUGGUCAUGCUGGGCUCCAAGUCGGCCCAGGCCAUCGAGGACAUGGUGGGCUACGCCCAGGAAACCCAGCACGAGAAGAUCCUGCGCGGCCUGGCCGUCGGCAUCGCCAUGGUGAUGUACGGCCGCAUGGAGGAGGCGGACGCCCUCAUUGAGAGCCUCUGCAGAGACAAGGACCCCAUUCUGAGGCGCUCCGGUAUGUACACAGUGGGCAUGGCUUACUGCGGCUCUGGAAACAACAAGGCCAUCAGACGCCUGCUCCAUGUCGCUGUGAGUGACGUGAACGACGACGUGAGGAGGGCAGCUGUUGAGUCCAUCGGUUUCAUCAUGUUCAGGACUCCGGAGCAGUGCCCCAGUGUGGUUUCUCUGCUGUCCGAAAGCUACAACCCCCACGUACGAUGCGGUGCCGCCAUGGCUCUGGGCAUCUGCUGUGCCGGGACGGGCAACAAGGAGGCGAUCAACCUUCUGGAGCCCAUGACCAACGACCCGGUUAACUAUGUCAGACAGGGAGCCCUGAUCUCCUCGGCCCUCAUCAUGGUCCAGCAGUCGGAAGUCACCUGUCCCAAGGUGAACCAAUUCAGACAGCUGUACUCCAAGGUGAUCAACGACAAGCACGACGACGUCAUGGCCAAGUUCGGAGCCAUCCUGGCCCAGGGCAUCCUGGAUGCGGGGGGCCGCAACGUGACCAUCUCCCUGCAGUCCAGGACGGGCCACACCCACAUGCCGUCUGUUGUGGGCCUGCUGGUCUUCACCCAGUUCUGGUUCUGGUUCCCCCUGUCGCACUUCCUGUCGCUGGCCUUCACCCCCACCGCCAUCAUCGGCCUGAACAAGGACCUCAAGAUGCCAAAGGUGCAGUACCGCUCCAACUGUAAGCCCUCCACGUUCGCCUACCCCCCGGCCCUGGAGGUGCCCAAGGAGAAGGAGAAGGAGAAGGUCUCCACCGCCGUUCUCUCCAUCACAGCCAAGGCCAAGAAGAAGGAGAAGGAGAAGAAAGAGAAGGAGGAAGAGAAGAUGGAAGUGGAGGUCCAGGAGGCUGACAAGGAGAAGAAGGACGAGAAGAAGGAAGAGAAGAAGGACGAGAAGAAGGAGGACGAGAAGAAGAAGGACGAGAAGAAGGAGGACGAGAAGGAGAAGGAAAAGGAGAAAGAGAAGGAAAAGGAGAAAGAGAAGGAGAAGAAGAAGGAGCCCGAGCCCAGCUUCCAGCUCCUGGAGAACCCAGCCAGGGUGAUGCCGGCCCAGCUCAAAGUCCUGAUCAUGCCAGACACCUGCCGCUACCAACCCUUCAAACCGCUGCACACGGGCGGCAUCAUCAUCAUGAAGGACACCAGUGAGGAGGAGGAGGAGGAGCUGGUGGAGCCCGUCUCCGCCCACGGACCCAAGAUCGAAGAGGAGGAACAGGAGCCCGAGGCCCCGGAGCCCUUCGAGUACAUCGACGAGUAGGGCCAGCGCCGGAGUCCGUGAAGGUGGUGUUCCUAUGUGUCUGAUGACGGAAGAGCCCAGCAUGUGUACCCCUACCCCCCUCUGUUCCCCUCGGGUCAUCGUUCCUCCAUACCUCUCCCGCCACCACCACCACCAACAUUUCCUCCUCUUUUACACGUUCCUUCUUUGUCCUGUUCUGCUUAGUCGGGCAGGGAACAUUUUACAUUAUGUUGCGCAAAAAUGGUUUAAUUUUCUGUCUCUGCAAUAAAAAAUAUCUUUAUUGGA
This is a messenger RNA of Gadus morhua (Atlantic cod), 3410 nucleotides long. It is a transcript of the gene psmd1, whose product is annotated as proteasome 26S subunit, non-ATPase 1. NCBI's taxonomy places the organism in Eukaryota, Metazoa, Chordata, Actinopteri, Gadiformes, Gadidae. Bases 159 to 3146 code for a protein of 995 amino acids. The record is from RefSeq and is a predicted model, not a curated record. Gene Ontology annotation, molecular function: enzyme regulator activity. The transcript is spliced from 25 exons. Gene Ontology annotation, biological process: regulation of protein catabolic process; proteasome-mediated ubiquitin-dependent protein catabolic process. Gene Ontology annotation, cellular component: proteasome regulatory particle, base subcomplex; nucleus; proteasome complex.